AUGGGUAACAACCCUUCCAAGGGCCCUAUCGGUGAAAUUCCGUCGGCUGCGAGCCCUUCAACACCUCCGCCCUCUACAGAAAAGAAAGUGACCCGCCAACCGUCGCUCAAUGCAUCAUCCGGUACCUCCAAGGCUACUGCGGUCGACCCCUCCGCCUCCAAAGAAACGGCCACGGGGCAUUCAACAUCACAGACCCAAGCACCGGCGCAACGUCUGCAAUCCCGCAAUCCGGCGGAUUCGACCGUACGAAAUGUUCCCGAGUCAAAGAAGCUGGAAUCUCGCCCCAAGGAUAUCGCCGCCCCCGAUCCGUCGAACCCGGUGCAGGUGCCGGUCUCUCGUACCGCCGCGAGACGUGAUCCUUAUCCGCCCGUAGCACCGUCUGCUCCACCUCACAAUACGUACUACAGUCAAUCCACUCAUCUCCAGCGUCCGCCUCGGAUGCCCCUACCGAUCGGCGAUGCGACGACUACGCCCGGCUCACCCAUCAUCGGGCCCGAUGAUUCAUACAUGGGAUCGCCUCCUUCCGACCCGCUGCUAGAGGAGGGUGCCGGUCCGAGGGAAUCACAACUGAGCAGCACGGUUGCCGAUGACGACGAGAUGCUGGAUGAUCUCCAACCCAACGCUAGCACUGGGGUGGGUCGAGCCGUGCCCACGAUAAUAGAAUGGACCGCACCGGGAGACAAGGUUUAUGUUACUGGAACCUUUGUGAACUGGGAAAAGAAAUUCCGUCUGCACAGGGGCGAAAAUUCCGGGGUCUUGUCGUCGAAAUUGAACCUUCGCCCGGGAACACAUCAUUUGAAAUUCAUUGUUGAUGGCGAAAUGAGAGCGUCGGAUAAUCUCCCUACCGCGGUGGACUUCACCAACCACCUGGUCAACUAUGUUGAAGUGAGCGCGGGCGAUGUAAACCGGUCGCGGAGUCAUAGUGACAGGACCUCGCGGAAUGCUGCGACUCCGGGAGUGCAUCCACCUCAAGCACCAUCCGAUCCGGUGGGAGCAUCGCAGGAUGAAUCCACCGUGGAGGACCAGUCCGAAAAGGAAGAGCCCGAGGAGAUUCCUUUGGGCGAUUUCCGCGGUAUUCUGCCGCAAUUCCUCGUCGACUUGGACAGGGAGGAUGAAACCCAAGAAACCCCCGCUUACCAGCAAGCCGUCAAUAUCAUCGGUGAAGCGCCUACUCCUCCAAGUCUCCCUCUGUUCCUAGGAAAGUCCAUCUUAAACGGCACUACGCCGAUGAAGGACGACAGCAGCGUUCUGAACUACCCCAACCACACGGUUCUGAAUCAUCUUGCCACAAGCAGCAUCAAGAAUGGUGUUCUCGCUACGAGCGUAACGACUAGAUACAAGCGCAAGUAUGUGACGACAAUACUGUAUAAGCCGACAGGAGAUAUUACAGGCUAG
Aspergillus affinis is the source of this 1395-nucleotide messenger RNA. RefSeq names its product putative Snf1 kinase complex beta-subunit Gal83. The record is from RefSeq and is a predicted model, not a curated record. The transcript has 3 exons. Gene Ontology annotation, molecular function: protein kinase binding. Gene Ontology annotation, biological process: signal transduction. Gene Ontology annotation, cellular component: nucleotide-activated protein kinase complex; nucleus; cytoplasm. Lineage: Eukaryota; Fungi; Ascomycota; Eurotiomycetes; Eurotiales; Aspergillaceae. Bases 1 to 1395 code for a protein of 464 amino acids.